GCGGCCCCCUCUUACCAGCGCGCCUCCGGCAAAAAUGGCGGCGGCCGUUAGCGCCGAGUCCCGCGUCUAACUCCAUUUCUCUGCUUCUCCCGUGCAAAAUGUGAAAGGAGAAACGGCUGGUGGAGGGGGUCCUGGGCAAUGAGUCGGCGAAGAAAACAUGGAGACAGCCCUGGCCUGAAGAGCACGCUACGCAAAGCGGCGGCCGCUGAGGACUGCAGCUCGGUGGUCGAGCCAGGGAAGAGGCGGCUUAGGUCGGCCCGCGAAUCCGGGCUCUACGAGGUCGCAGAGGGUCCUAUCCGGCCCAUGCCUCAGCAAGAGCAGCCUCCAGCAGCCGCUUCGGGCAGUAAAAGUAACCCCGAGGAAAGAUAUGAAACACCAAAGAGAGUGCUGCAAAUGGAUUUAUUGUCAUCUACCUUCAGUUCUCCUAAUGAUCCAGAUGGACAGAAUGAUAUCUUUUGGGAUCAAAAUUCUCCAAUGACAAAACAGUUAGGUAAAGGAAGAAAAAAACAGAUUUACACCACAGAUAGUGAUGAGAUCUCACAUAUUGUUAAUCGGAUUGCUCCUCAGGAUGAAAAACCAACAACAGACUCUAUGCUGGGCAUGUGGAUUGGUGCAACUGCUAUUCCUUGUACUCCUAAUGUAGCAAAAGGAAAAUCAAGAGCAAAAUUCAGCUGCACAAAGUUAAAAACACAAGAUCGAGAGGAAGAACUUAUGAAAUUGGCUAAGCAGUUUGAUAAAAAUAUGGAAGAGCUAGAUGUGAUUCAAGAGCAAAACAAGAGAAAUCACGAUUUUAUCCAGAUGAUUUCAGAAACAGAGACUUUAAAUAAUUAUGAUGUUCAAAUGCAGUUACUACAUGAUAUAGUUCCUGAAAUAGAUAAUGCUGUAAUAAAGAAGCCAAUGAAAGAAAAUACCAAGGUAUCUAUGGUAAAUGAUAAAAAUAGCAGUCAGAAGCCAUUUGACCAAAAUGCUGAAGCAGCCUUUAAUGCCAUUUUUGAUGGUUCUACUCAGAAAUGUAGUGGACAGUUAAGCCAAGAUCUGUCAGAUGCUUUUCGGAAUACCAUUAAUACUACCUUUGGAAAGAGAAGCACUUUGAAAGAGGAGAAAAUCAUUACUAAUGAAACUCUGGUCACUGAAAAACUGCCAAAUAAACCUGCAGCAUCACUUUCUCAUCAAGUAGAUACUCCUAGAAUGAAAAAAUCGAAUGUGACUUCCUGUCCUGAGGAGCCAGAAGCUUCUAAUAAGCACUUUGAUGCAUUUACUACUGAUGAUCUUGAGGAUGAUUGGGAGAAUUUACUAAGUAAUGAAUCUUUUGUUAUGCAAAAUGUAGAAAUGUCUGAACCAGCCCAGAUGGCCGAUCAAAAGGGAAUUUGUACCUUUAACAGUAAAAAUGAUAAAAGUAACUCAAGAACAAAUGUAAGUCUAGAUGCUGGGUUAAGAGAUUCAAAAAUUUUACAAGAUCUUUCUGCAAAGACACAUAACAGUGAAUUAAUAGAUGCCGGAACAUAUAAAUUUUCACCAAAUUCAAAUGAUAAAUCAAACAAAUUAUCCUCCAUUGGAAAUAAAAUGAAAUUUGAGAACUCUUUCAAUGAAAUCAUUCAAGACAAAACUCAAGAUUGUGCUGUUGCAUCUAAUUUGACAAAAGUAAAGGGAGAUACUCAUACUAAAUUUAUUCCUAAUGUUAAUACUUCUGGAAAAAAGUCUACUUUGAACACAGGAUAUUCUAAUGAACAAAAAAAUAAGUCUAAUUUUAAUCAGUCUUUUAAAACAUCUGCUAAUGUUCCUUUUGGCUCUGCUGCUUUGGGCGAUGCUUAUCAGACUAAUGCAUCAAAGUUGGAUUCUUUCUCUGAUGAUUGGAAUGACCCAUCAUUUGCCCAUGAAAUUGUUAAAGCAUGUCAUCAAUUAGAGAAUACCUGGGAAGCAGACGAUGUAGAUGAUGAUUUAUUAUACCAAGCAUGUGAUGAUUUUGAAAGACUAACUCAACAACAAGACUUUAGAAAGGACAGCAAGACAUCAGAAAGUAUACUUGAAAUCAGUAAUAGUUCCAGUCAUGGAGCCCAAAACAUGUUUACUACAUCUAAACAAGGAAGUCCAUUGGUGCAGUCAACACACUUGAAUCUGCGUAAUAUUUCAGCACAAACAUCUUCAUUGACAAAUAGCUCACCAAUAAAUAAAUCAAUGAAGAUGCAAAAAGAGGAGAUUUAUGGAAAUUCUCCGAGUUUUUUAGGUGCUACAACAAAUCUGACUAUAUACUCUAAGAACUCAAAUUGUCUGAUGAAUAAUCUGCCUGUCUUUUGUAAUAACACUGAUGUUCCAAUACAAGUGAAUAGUUCCAAAUCGGUUCUUACAAGAAGUUCAAGUUUGAAUGUGAAUUCAAGUCAUAUGAGUACAGAAAUUGCUACUUAUAAGAAGAAAUUGAGUACUCAGCCUAUGUCCCAUAGGACUACAAUAGAUGAAGCUCAGAGUAAUCUUAACAGAACAGUUAGAUUUUCUAAGUAUACAUUUACAAAGAUGAAAAAUUCUCAGAUUCUUUCCCAGUUUAAUGAAAAUUGUAUAACAGGAAGUAUGUCUGAUACCAGUAUUACACAGGGUUCGGAGAAAAACAAAACCAUCAACUCAUGUGGGAAGGCUAUUCAACAGCAGUCUUCGGUGAAACUUUCUGAAUCUUUGAAACAACCUUCAAAAGAGGAAGAAGAGAAAAAUAGAAAGUAUUCUCCUGAAGAAAUUCAGAGAAAGAGACAAGAAGCGCUGGUUCGAAGAAUGGCCAAAACACAGGCAUCAUCUAUAAAAGCAGCUCCCACUUGAUUUCUCCAGUGAAGAAUUAAGUGGAAGACUUAACAAAGACAGUUGAUAACUAUCUAUGAUAGGAAAUAUUGUUUCUUGAUUUCUCUGUGAGAAAUAUAAUGCUGAGUUAUAAAGCAUGGACUUCUACUUUAUUUAAUAAAUCAGUGUUUGCAAUGGUCAAUGAAGCCUUUACUUAGAGAUGUAUGUGAAAGUAAUCAUAUGUAAGUUUGGGAAAUUUAGGAAAGCUAACAAUUAUGUAGUAGAAUUGUACAGAGGCAAUUAGUUACAUUUUUUAAAUACUGUGAUUGUAGAGGAUCAUCAAAAAAAUGGGUUAUCUACUAAAUUUUUUAUCGUAAUGUCUUUUCCUAAUACAAAGCUUCAACUUACUAAGUAGAGACUAUUUUUUUUUUUUUAAUAGUUUUUACUUGAUGUAACUGUUCCUUAAGGUUGUUAUACCUUUCUGAAUUCAAAUUAAUACUUUCAUCUUCAUGGUUGGUAGGAAAUAAAGGACUUUAAUUUACUUGUAAGGAAAUUAUUGUUUUGAAUUCCUACUCUGAAAAAGAUUUAAAUUUUAAUUUUCUAGAAUAAUGCAUUUUGUAAACUUUCCACUAUUUUUAGGGAAAAUGCUGAUUUAAGAAGUUUAGGGGAAAAAAUAGAUUGGCUAUGUAAAUAAUAUAGUUUCAUUAACAUUUAGAACUGUCAAACUUUAGAUAUCUGAUCCAGCUUCAUUACUGUAUAGGUGAGAAAUGAAUAUUGUUAUUCUGAAAGACACAAGACAAGUUAAAGCUGUAUUGGGAUUAGAAUGAUUUCUUUCACUCUAAUGGAUACUUAAACAAUUGUACCAUUUCCUUCAGGGUAUUAGUACAUAAAAUAACUUGUAGUUAUUUGUAAUAUAAAACUUAAAAACGUACAUUAAGGACCAUUUAAACUUGAUGCUCAUUGUUUCUUGUAUUAAAGAAUCAUUCCAGGAUAUAAAAAUGA
Messenger RNA from Pteropus alecto (black flying fox), 3762 nucleotides. RefSeq names its product ETAA1, ATR kinase activator (gene ETAA1). Bases 139 to 2802 code for a protein of 887 amino acids. The transcript is spliced from 6 exons. The record is from RefSeq and is a predicted model, not a curated record. NCBI's taxonomy places the organism in Eukaryota, Metazoa, Chordata, Mammalia, Chiroptera, Pteropodidae.